AUAUUAUUUGGAAGGAGUUGAUGAUUCCUGUCUUCAAAAGCAAGGGGGUAUAUGGCCAUAUUGAUGGUACAGAUUUGUGUCCUCCACCUUCUCGUCCGAAUUAUGACGCCUGGGUACAGAUUGAUUACCAAAUUUUAUCCUGGAUUCAUGCCACUAUUUCCACAGAUAUAUUGCAAAUGAUUAUUCAACCGGGACUUGAUGCUGAAUAUAGUGUUGCUAAGAGAACUAUUCCGCAUAGAUCUCCUUUUCCUUCAUUUGUGGAGCUUCAAUCUUUACUGCUUAUUGAAGAAUCAACAUUGCAAAGAGAAAAAUCUACAAGUGCUUUCCCUUUUGUUAACUCCAAUGCACAACAGGUGUUGCAGACCUCGAUUCACUCUUCUGGUAUGGGCUCUUCAAUUCCUGAGGUAUAUUAUUCUGGUACUCAGUCCCGGCCUGAUUUCUAUGGCAUGAACCGAGGCCGUGGAAGCUUCGUGGCCGUGGUAACAAACGAGGUGGUCGAGGCGGUCGUAAUUCUCGUGGCUCCUUCUCAAAUUUUGAUCCACUCAUCUUAUGGCCAUCCUUCCUCUCAUUUCCGUGGCAGUAGUUUACCACCAUUAUUGCCGAAUCCGUCCAUGGCAUCUCCACAUGUCACCGCUUGUCAACUUUGUGAUCAAUUGACUCAUAAGGCUCGUGACUGCCCUCUGCUAAUUGGCACAAAUAUUGCCUCAAUGUCUUCUGCUCUGACAGCGCUUACAGCCACAACAUUCCCUACCGCUCCGGACAGCAAAUGGUAUAUUGACUCUGGUGCUAAUACCCAUGUCUCUAGUGCUCCUGGUAAUCUCUCCCACUCCUCUCCUUACUCCGGUUCAGAGUUUAUCCAGGAUAUCCACUUGAAGAACGUCCUACUUCAUUGCAAUAGUGCUGUCACGCCCCAGAACCUGAAUCCAAGGCGCGACAGACGCCGUGCACUCGUGAGACGGAUCCCACAAGUGCACAAGGCUCGGAACUUAUCCAAUUCACAAUCUGAUACCACAAAAUCUCAAGAUAAAAUUUUACAAUCUGCUCUUGUUCGGGAGCAAAAAGGAAAUUUUACGAAGAAGAUUGGAAAAGAAGAUGAGGAAAUGGACUCCAUUGAAGAACUGAAAAGUUGAAGGCUUUUGAUUUUCUUUGUCUGUUGAGUCUGUGCGGGUUUUUGUCAUUUAUUGCAUGUGCUUGUUGCGUGUUGUUUGUCACUUGUUUGUUUGUUUUGGUGGUUGCUUUUUUGUUUUUACCUUUAAGUGGUGAGUCCCUUCCUGUUGUGUAAAUAGGUGUGUUGGUGGAUGCUAUAUUUGUUGAGUGCUUUACAUGCUUUAUUUGAUUGCUGUGGGAUAUAUGUUGCUAUUUUUGUGGUUGUCAUUGUGCAUGUUAUUGGAGUGUCAUGCCCCUUGCACACACUCACUCUCAUUUUGCAUUAGGUCUGUGUUUGAGGUGAACCUGACCUCUAGUCUGGAAUCCUUAUGAAUCUGGCCUGGAAGAGCAAUUCUUCCCGCUUUGAGGAGUAAGAUUGGUUCCCGUUAGGUUGUUUCCAUUGGUUAAUACGACACUUGAUGAUGUAAUAUCAUUCUGUGUAUUAGCUUUUGGAAAUAUCUCCCGUUGAUUCCGAAAGGAUAAAUGGUUGAGAAGGCC
Molecule: messenger RNA, 1644 nt
Organism: Rubroshorea leprosula
Lineage: Eukaryota; Viridiplantae; Streptophyta; Magnoliopsida; Malvales; Dipterocarpaceae
Source: the annotation of a GenBank genome assembly